This is a messenger RNA of Moneuplotes crassus, 475 nucleotides long. The record is from the annotation of a GenBank genome assembly. NCBI's taxonomy places the organism in Eukaryota, Ciliophora, Spirotrichea, Euplotida, Euplotidae.
CAAGAAAAAUCAGACUCGAAAGCAUUAAAGCUUCAAUGAGAUCCUCUUUCGUUGCCAAAGCUCUUCCAGCUAUCAAUCUUGGCCUCAAAAAGAAUAUUAAGGAUUUAAAGUGAAGAAACUCUGCAAAACUGAAUAUGAAUAGAAGGAGAAGCAUCAUGGACUCGUUAAGGAAGGAGAACUCAAAUAUUACCCAAACUGUAUUCUUCAGAAAGCCAAAGAAGUUCUCUCUGUUUAACAAGAAAAUAAGCAUGAUUCCAAACUUUUGGAACAACAAAAAGGAGAAAAAGUUGACCAAAGAUAGGAACUUUAAUACUGAUAAAGGAAAGAUCAUAAUCUGAAAAAGACAGACAGUGGGUGAAAGGAGAGAACAAAUCAAGAGGAUCUUUGAGAGCAUGGAUGAAAAGUACUCUAAGUACAUCAGGAGUGAAAUCCAAAGGAAACAUAAAUUGGCUAUAUAACUAAGUAAUUAACUGUA